AUUGAAGCUAGGCUCACUGUUUGAAGGUGGUUGAGACGUCAGUUUUACUCUUGAUAUGCAGUCAAAUGUCGAGCGUUCUGAAACUGGAGGGAGAGUGAGCUAUUCCAGAGCUGAAAUUUUAGCUCUUUAUGACUUCGGGAAGUCCAUUCCUCUACAGGAUGAUGUGAUUAAAAAAUCUCAAGUAAGUUACUGAUCAGUGUUCAAUCAACUUAUUCUUGUCUCAUUUUUACCUGUCGUACCGUUUACAGUGCCUUAGUAUAUUAGCUGGGAUUUGGAACGAUGUCAGUAAUCAUUUAAUUGACAUCAUAAACAAAGUCAUUACCUAAUCAUUCACCCUAGUCAUUUGAUACCCAAUCCCCCUAUUUUGGGGGAAAUUUUGUCUGUUUUGGGUUAAUUUUUGAAAGCCGCAAUAAAAGAUUUUGGGACAAAGGUUUAAAACCCCUUAAGUUUACCCAGGUCCGGGGAAAAUCCCCAAAAUUUUUGGGGAAAUAUAGGGUUUUUCCCAAUAUUUCCACAGAAUCUUAUAACGCUGGAGUUUUUCCCCAAAGUUUGGGGAAAACUCCGAAAUUCUCAAAAUAGGGAGAUUUGGCAUGAUCGUGGUAUCUACUUACUUGUGUGUUCCGGAGUGACAGUAGCAUCCAUGUCAUUCACUAAAAGCUUAUUUUCAGUUAUCUCCCCUAAAGCCUUCAUUUUACGUAGAUUUUGUUCUUCAGACUUCUGUGCAGCUCAUUUUUUGACUAAUUCGGAUUAUUACAAAGGCGGGAGUUAGCUUGUUACAUAACCACGAUAAAAUGGUUUCAUAUGACAUGUGUUGACUGACUUUCGUUUACUUGAUUGGAUUUCAACUACAUCAAAAGUGCCUUUUUUAGGGUGUACUGUCAUUGUUAAUUAAUUGCUUGUUUAUACGACCCUUCACUACUUUUUAUGACAUCAUUCCGGUUUCUGUGGCUCCGUCUUUUGCUAUAUUAUGCUAAUAUCAUAUUGUAUUAUAAAUAUAAAAAAACACAUUUUUAUUAAUAACCAGUUCCUCAUUUUUCAUGCGUAACGAAUACUAAUAACUAAAUCUACCUAAUAUUGUGUAUCAUCUUUCAUAGACUGGGACCCGUGGUAUGUCAACUUUACAAAUAAUUAUUUGGUUUUAAAUUUAGCAUCUCGAUCUAAACCCCAAAGAAAAAAGACUAGUUAUUCACAGUCAAGCGAUGGAGACGCCCAAAAAACUCAUGGUAGUAGUGGCGAGGAUCUAACUACUCAAGAAGUUGAUCCUAAUACCCAUGGCUGGCAUCGUAUGAACCGUUACGCCGGGCAUGCACAAUCGGGUAGUUCUUCACACCAUCCUCAUCAGAGAUAUCCAAGUGGACCAACUGGGGACGUCGAUCCUUCAAUUCCCGUUUCCCAAGCAAAUGGUCCCUUGCGUCCCACUAAUGAAACAAAAAGAGGAGGGCAUGGUGAUUGGUCCCGAGGAUGUGCUGGUUGGCGUCAACGUUCUUACAGUGGUAGUGAGCAAUCUGAUGUCUUCUAUUAUAACCACUCCAAUCACCGAGGUCGUGGUAAUGGGCAUCCAUCCAAUGAAGUUGAUGGAAAUACGGGACGUGGACGUGGUCGAGGGCGUGGUUCAGGUCGUCAAGGUUUGACACAUCGAGAACCUGUUGGUGGUCAGUCGCAAACUUCAGGCAGUAAUGCUUGUCGACCUGCCAGUUGUUUAGUUGAUACUCCUGGAGGGCAAUUAGUUCAACAAACCAAAAAUGGGAGGAUUUACUCUAAAUCGUUUUGUAGUGAUCCACCUCCUGGUUUCGACUUACCAAUUCAUGAUAAGCCUACUAGUGAGUUGUCAUCUUCAAUAACUUGUCAAAAAGAAGACGUUUUUAUUGAUAAUAAUGAUUCAAUGCCUAUUCAUCAUUGUCAUCUUGUGGAUGAUGAUUCUUCGAAGAAUUCUACACAAAUGAAUUCUAAACAAUCUAUUAUACAUCCUUGUAAUUGGUUUUAUAUUGAUCUAUUUACAUGUACUCAAGGUCCAUUUACAAAUCAACAAAUGAGUACAUGGCUUGCUGGUGGUUAUUUACCAUUAGCUUUAAAAAUACGUCGUGAUUGUGAUGAAUGUUUUCUUAGUUUAGCUGAUCAUAUGAAUUUAGCUGGACGUAUUCCAUUUUGGACUGGCUACAAUCAACCACCUAUUACACAUGCGAAUUUACCAUCACUUUCUGUAUUAAACAAUAAUAAUAGUAGUAAUCAGGUAUUAACACACUCAACUAUUAUCACCAACCAAAUAUCCUCCUCAACUCCACCAGGUAUUACAAAUCGUAAAACAGAUUGCGUAAAUUCACUUCAACAAUCCACACUACCAACAUUUGAUGAAGAUACAACUCAGCUUCAAAACAAAGGAGAUGUUAGUGUUUCUGAUGGUAAUAAAACUCAGGUAACAAUCGAUAAUGAUUCAAUAUCAUUGAAUAUAUCAACACUAUCAUCAAACACUAUAUCAUCUCCUGUAACUGAUUAUUCAGAAUCACAAACAAUCAAUAAUUCAUCUUCAUUUAAUGGCAUCAAUGAUAAAGCAUUAUUAGAUUUAUAUAAUGAAGCUAAAAAUAUUGCAUUACAUACAUCUAAAAUUGAAGCAGAACGUUUAAUAUUAGCAAAUAAAUUAGCUGAAAUUAAUAGUACUACAGCUAAAUUAUUAUCCAAUUUACGUCCAACCCAAUUAAGUUCUACAUUAACUGAAUCAUUAAUUCGAACAACAAAUGCUGUACAAACUGAAUUAGCACGUAUUCUAGAACCAUGUAUUAGUGAUGAUAAUAAAAAUACUACUCUUACUACUACCUUCUCCAAUACUAAUGACGAUGGUCAUCCCGAUGAUGGUAAUGAUGAUGAUGAUAAUAAUAAUAUCAAAACUGAUAAUGACGUUAGUUCACCCAUUCUCAAUGAUUAUAGUAAUAGCAUAAAUGUUGUUUCAUCGACAAAAUUCUCAACAUUAUCAUCUUUAGGAAUAGAACUUACUGAAUCAUUAUCUGCACUAACAACAUUUGAUAAUAUUCAUCAUAAUGAAAUUCAUUCAACGAAUGAUAAACAAAUUUUUAUAGAUAGAAAAUUAAAUACAAAUGAUGUAGAUAUUGAUAAUGAGCUUCCUUUAGAUUCAACAAUGAACAAUCAUGAACGCAAUCAUACUAGUCAGCAUACGAAUAAUGAUGCAUAUAUCGCUAACAACAAUGUUGUUGUUGAUGAUGAAAAUAAUGAUAAUGAUAAAAAGUAUCAACAACUUGAAUCAAUAGAAAAACUAAUCCCUGAAGGUGAAAUUACCGUACCAUUGACUUCAAAUAGUAAUAAUCAUGAACAAGAAACAUCAACAACUACGAAGAAAUCUAGACGUAAAAAUAAGAAAGCUAAUAAAAAAUUAACACCAGACGAAGUACGUCAAUUAGCUUGGGAGUCAGAAUUCAAUCGUCGUAAAGCUGCCGCAUUAGAACAAUCAUUAGCUGAAGAAGCAAGACUAAAGAAAUUGGCCGAAGAAGAGGCAAUUGCUAUAGCUGCAGAAAAAGCUUUAGCUGUACAAGAGAAAAAUCGCCUUCUUGUUGAACAGCGUAAACGUGAAAUAUCACGUCUGAAAGCAGAUAGUGAAUUGGCUCAGUUAAAGUUGCCUGAAUCCGCACGAUGGGCGGCGGCUGCUACUAGUAAUACAAAUAUCACAAACAGGACUGCUCCAAUAGAUUUACGUUCUAUUCAAGCUUCACAAGCCGCUGAAGAGGCUAAAAGAAAAUAUCAUGAUGCAUUAAUGUCUGAACAAGUUGCUGUGUUGAUAGCAGCUGAAGCAGCUUCUCCAUCAUCAAAAACUCCACUUUCAUGGUCUCAAAUCGCUAAAUCGGAUACGACAUCUUUAACACCUAUAAAUCCAUGUAUAUCAAAGAAUGAUAAAACAACUGAACGUUCUAAAUGUACUGUUGCUAUAUCAUCUAGUAGUAAUAAUAAUGGUCCAAUACAUAAAUCCAUUAGUUAUUCAUCGAAUAGUAAUAAUACUUCAUCUUUAACACAAUUAGAUUAUUUAAAAAUCACUUCAUCAUCAAAAAUAUCCUUAAAUAACAAUAUAAAUUCUGCUGCUACUUCUACAUCUGUUUCGUGUACACCGAAAGUGAAUAAUACAAUUGUUAAGUCAGUGACUACAACAACAACAACAGCAAAUAUACCUUCAAUAUGGGAUCUACCUGUAACAAAUAAUCUAGAUAAUACUAACAAUACAACUGGGAAAAAAAGCAAUUCAAAAAAGAAAAAAAAAAAUCGUGAGGUUUCUUUAUUUCCUGCUAAAGAAGAACUUGCCCAUUGGUGUGAAUCUCAACUGUCUUCCAUUCCUUUGUCUGGAGUUGAUUUGCCUACUUUAGUGGAUUUAUUAUGUGAACUACAAGCUACAGAUGAAAUACUAGAAUUUAUUGAAAAUUCAUUGGGACGAUCAAAGCGUAUAUCACAAUUCUCCAAAGAUUUUUUACAAAAACGUUCAUUUCUUCAUCAAUAACAAAUGAUAAUUUGUUUACUACUCAAUUCAUUCAAUUUCAUAUAUGGAGAGAUAAUUAAUAACAAUCUACAAUUGUUAAUAUUGUCUGUUGUCUGUUUUUUUUUCUUCAUUGUAUUUUCAAAUUCUCAUUAUUUCUCUUAAUCUAUAAGUCAUUCCCUCUUCUUGUUUCUAAUAACAUUCUGUUUUUCUUUUAAUUAUUGUCUUUUCUUUUAUUUGAUAAAAUUUAAAAUAGAAUCACUUCUUAUUAUCAUUCUCACUUCGUCGUCACCAUCGCCGCCGCCGCCGUUGUCGUCGUCGUCACUCACUCACUCACUCAUUCACUCACUCACUCACUCACUCGUACUCACUCAUCUACUUACACAUACACACAUAUGUGCGUGCAUCAUUCAUUAUUAUUACUAAUUUUAUUUUUAUUGAUCUAUUUCAUAAAAGUUCCAUAUAUAUAGAAAUUGGUUUCAACUUUUGUUUAUCGAAGUUCUUUUUUUUGGGGGGGGGGGUAAAAAAACACUCGAAUUUUUUCCUAUUUAUUUUUUAUUGGGGAAAAAAAGUGCAUUUCUUUUCUUUUUCUUUGUUUAUUUCAUUCAUAAACAAUAGUAUGUAAAAUCGUAAUGUUUAUGCGUCCACUUUAGUUAAAACCCACCGCAACCCAUUCUCUCCCCCCCUUCCUAUCUGUCUGUUUCUAUAUCUAUCCAUUUUAAUUGUCGUAUUAUUUUUUUUGCUCUUUUUGCAAUUCAUAGUUACUCAAUUUAUAUAUAUAAACAUAUGUGUACAUAAGUUUCUUUUUUCUAUUUAAAAAAAAAAGAAUAAUGACAACAAUAAUGAUUCUUUUUUUCUUCUUUUAAUGUGUUUGUGUUGGGAUAUUCAGGAAAAUAUCCCAAAAAUUAUCCUGUUAAGCCUAAUGCUAUCCUUGGACAUGAAAUGGUAUCAUCUUAUUGGUCAAUAUUUAUUUGACGUGUUAUUUUCCUACUGGCCAUUAUUGUACAAUGUUAUCUUCUAUUUUAUGGUACGUUGUGGACUGCUUGAAUGGUAUAUAAACAAAGCAUGUUUGAAAUAUAAUGAUUCAUAAUUCCGAGGCUGAGACUUGUGUUCUGGACUCGAUUGACUGGGCUAGACAGGGAAGCGAGACCAAUCAGAACCCUAGGUCGUUCUACGUGUUUGCGCGUCCUUGGUCCGAUCAAUAAUUCGCUAUCCCUUAAGCAGCAUUUAUUAUCUUCACAGUUAUAACAGUUUGUCCGUUUGUGAAAUAAUUGCGCAUAAUUUUAUUAUUUGAAUGAAAGGGUUUCUGUUUUGUUACUAUCGGUUACAUGCUGUAAUUAUUAUUAUUAUUAUUAUUAUU
This is a messenger RNA of Schistosoma curassoni, 5828 nucleotides long. The record is from the annotation of a GenBank genome assembly. NCBI's taxonomy places the organism in Eukaryota, Metazoa, Platyhelminthes, Trematoda, Strigeidida, Schistosomatidae.